AUGGCUUCCACCGCCCUCCCCCAAACCCUCCGCUCCAUCACCAAUACCAAAAUCAAGGAGCUCUCCAAGCAGCGCACCAUCUUCGAGAAGCGCCGCGCGGAGAUCGUCCAGUCUGCCAACGCCACCUCUGAUCUGCGAGCUAAAGCUCGCAUCCUCUUAGAGGGUGUCACCAAACUCAAGGGCCAUGCCAACGAUGCCUUCGACAAGGAGGAUCUUGAUGUUGAUGCGGAAUCGUUUGAGACGCCGGUUAAAGAUGGAACCGAACGCGCAGUGCACGCUAACAUCCGCCGGUUCCUUCUGCAGGGGAAGUAUGACCCUUCCGUGUCCGAGUCGAGCUUGCGGGAGUGGAUUGAGUCGCUUGAGGGCGAGAUCGUAUACAUGGAGCGAGCGCAUGACCAUGCCUCCUUCUACAGUGCGCUUGUGACGGAAUGGUUGGAGGAGCUGGAGGCAUCUGGGGCGGCGUCUGUUUUGGCGGGUGAAGAAGAGCAAGGCGUUGAGGAUUCUGGCAUGGAGACUGUGGGACGAGCAGAAAUGCAUGAGCAGAGAAAGACAUGGGAAGACAUUGUGUUCAGCGACUCAAACGUUCAGGCGGACGCGAUUCGUACCUAUCUCGACAACCUCUUCACUCAAACAGCCCUCUCGCAACAGGCCUUGAAAGAGCUUCGCGAAACCAUCAAAUCCUUUGCUACGAGCCUUGCGGCCGAGAAGACGUGGAUCACUGUAGAUGAUCUCUCCUGGAUAUCCGGAUCACUGUUGAGAACCGACCUUCUGUCGAAGGAGAAGACGGUCAUUCUCAAGGAGCUCAUGCGGAAUAAUGCUGUGGCUCAGGAGGUUGCUGACGUUUUGAAUAUGCGCAUUGCUUCAUUGGAGAGCUGGAGCUGGCCUGAUGAGGGUAUUCAGGUGGAGAUGCGUCGCCAGCUGAACGGUAAAUAUCGGGUCUUUAUGGAUGAAGAUCUUCUCGACAGCCUCAUGUUCCAGUACCUGGGCUCCAAAUGGGCGGUCGCUUUACGGUCUGCAUUCGUCACCUUCCUUGGCUCACGGGGCUGGAAGAAGCCUCGCGAUCAUAUCCCUGAACACGAUAGGUUGCGCCGGAGUUACUUCGUCGGUCAAGCUCGAGCCCGCGGACUGAAUGAAGAGAGGCAGCGCGUGUAUGCGGAGGACUACUUCAUGUCCCAGCUGCCGUCCUCGGUCGAAACCGAAGUAGCGAGCUACGAUGACAACGGGGAGGAAGCAGAUCGUCCCAAGAAUGCCCUCGAAACGAAACACUCCCUUCUUCACCUCCUUCUCGCGGAAUCCAUCUUGCACACUACCCUCCAUGGACAAUUCACGGCUGUCCGGUCAGACUUCAAAUGGUUCGGCCCUUCUCUCCCUCACACUACGAUGCUCACGGUUCUUUCGUACUUUGGUGUCCCUCAGGAGUGGCUAAACUUCUUCCGCACAUUCCUCGAAGCACCGAUGAAGUUUGUCAACGACGGCCCUAGUGCCACUGCUGCAGUUCGAAAAACGGGAAUCCCAAUGAGCCACACGCUCUCAAGCGCAAUGGGAGAGGCCGUGCUCUUUUGUAUGGAUUACGCCGUGAACCAGAGUACAGAUGGGGCUUACCUAUACCGACUACACGAUGACUUUUGGUUCUGGGGCCAGGAGAGUACUUGCGUGAAGGCGUGGACCGCCAUGACCGAGUUUGCCAACAUCAUGGGACUCGAAUUUAACGAAGAAAAAACCGGAACCGUACGUUGGCAGGGCGCCUGUGACAAAGUUUCUCCGAUCUUGACAACGACCUCCGUGGGCUCCGCUGAGGAAGAUUUGCUUCCAACUGGCGACAUCCGCUGGGGAUUCUUGAAGCUUGACUCCCAAGAACGACGUUUCAUCAUCGACCAGGACAUGGUCACAGAGCACACCGUCGAGCUCCAACGUCAGCUCUCUGCCUGCAAGAGCGUCUUUGCAUGGAUCCAAGCCUGGAAUAGCUACUUUGGUCGUUUCUUUGUGAACAACUUUGCUAAACCGGCCGUUUGUUUUGGAAGGGAGCACAUUGACAUGGCCGUCUCGACGCUGAGCCACAUCGAACACGCCCUCUUUCCUGACAGCAAUGGUGGCGGCGUCACGAACAGUCUCCGAAAAACGAUCGCGGAGAGGUUCAAUGUCCAUGAUAUUCCUGACGGUUUAUUCUACUUUCCUAUCGAAUUCGGCGGCCUCAAUCUUUUGAACCCCUACAUUCCCCUUCUUGCGAUGCGCGAGGACAUCAAACAGACACCGCACCGUCGAAUCCAAAAGGCAUUCCUGGAUGAAGAGGCGGCGUAUCUGUCUGCGAAAGAAGAGUUCGAACAGAACGGGCCGAAGAAUCCAGGCGCUUUUCUGAGGAGUAAGCGUGACUUCGACCUUCCGACAGAUUUCCUCUCGCUGGAGGAGUACAUGAAGUACGCUGAGAGCUUCAGCCGCCCGCUUUUGGAUGCCUAUCUGGACUUGAUACGCAUCCCGGAUGAAUUCGACGUCAACCUCACGCCUGCAAUGCGCGGAACCCUGACUCUAAGCGCAGCGGGAAACAAAACAAAGACUAUUUCCGGAAACUGGCCGAGUAUGUCUCCUUACUGGAAGUGGACGGCGGAGCUGUACCGGGCUGGAAUGGUGAAGAGGUACGGUAAUCUAGCGGCCGUAAACAGGGAGUUUAUGCCUGUUGGAGUGGUGGAAACCCUGAAAGAGGGCAAAUUCCGCUGGCAGGGUUGA
Messenger RNA from Aspergillus mulundensis, 2721 nucleotides. RefSeq lists its product as uncharacterized. The record is from RefSeq and is a predicted model, not a curated record. NCBI's taxonomy places the organism in Eukaryota, Fungi, Ascomycota, Eurotiomycetes, Eurotiales, Aspergillaceae. The transcript has a single exon. Bases 1 to 2721 code for a protein of 906 amino acids.